Dermacentor albipictus is the source of this 1616-nucleotide messenger RNA. RefSeq names its product RAS oncogene family member Rab14 (gene Rab14). Gene Ontology annotation, molecular function: GTPase activity; GTP binding. Gene Ontology annotation, biological process: Golgi to endosome transport; phagosome maturation; defense response to bacterium. Gene Ontology annotation, cellular component: trans-Golgi network; Golgi apparatus; phagocytic vesicle. NCBI's taxonomy places the organism in Eukaryota, Metazoa, Arthropoda, Arachnida, Ixodida, Ixodidae. The record is from RefSeq and is a predicted model, not a curated record.
CUGGGUCGCCAGUUGCUCGAUCUCGAAGCGUGUGCCUUUCCUUGGCGCAAACGUAUGUCGACGUCGACUUCGCGCAGGGACAAAAAGAAACUGAGGGGAAAAAAAUUGCGAUCGUCGCGUCGCUCGGCCCACAGAGGCCUCUUUGUUCGCCCAGUGGGAGGGGACGUCGCGAAACCGCCUGUGCGGCAGGCAGUGCUCUUACACAUACGUUUUGCUUCGUACUAUAUCCACUGUGCAACCACCUCGUGUUCUCAGGCUCGCGAUCGUCCGCGAGCUACUCCGACGAGGCGGGUUGAAAGAACACGACAUCGCGACCGGACCUUGACCGUUUCCGUCAUUCCCAGCUGGUGACCCAUCCAGUGGAAGAGUGACAGAUAGCGAGUGAAAAGUAGCAGCCUGAGCAGCCACCACCGUAGCCAGCAGGAUGACUGCAGGGCCAUACAACUACUCCUACAUCUUCAAGUACAUCAUAAUUGGUGACAUGGGCGUGGGCAAGUCAUGCCUGCUGCACCAGUUUACCGAAAAGAAGUUUAUGGCUGACUGCCCACAUACCAUUGGUGUUGAGUUCGGCACGCGCAUCAUCGAGGUGUGCGGUCAGAAGAUCAAGCUCCAGAUUUGGGACACGGCUGGCCAGGAGCGCUUUCGUGCUGUCACCCGCUCCUACUACCGCGGCGCUGCUGGAGCACUCAUGGUCUACGACAUCACCAGGCGCAGCACGUACAACCAUCUCAGCAGCUGGCUAACUGAUGCAAGGAACCUCACCAACCCAAACACAGUCAUCUUCUUGAUUGGCAACAAAUGUGAUCUUGAAGCUCAGAGAGAUGUCACAUAUGACGAGGCAAAGCAGUUCGCUGAUGAAAAUGGUCUAAUGUUUGUGGAGGCUAGUGCAAAAACGGGUGAGCAUGUUGAGGAGGCCUUCCUCGAGACUGCUAAGAAGAUCUUCCAAAAUAUUCAGGAUGGCAGCCUGGACCUGAAUGCAGCCGAGUCUGGCGUGCAGCACAAGCCCCAGACACGGACCACGACAAGCCUUACGAGUGAGGCUACCACAGACAAGGAGACCUGUGGCUGUUAGGAACCCCUGCUUCUCCCCUCCCCCCCUUCCGGUGUGCGACGACUUCUACGCAGUCCAGGGCUGCCUUUCAACCACGGGAGGACAAGGGAAGCAGAGGAGUGAAGGUGGACGGAGGCGCUGCUCUGAACGGGACUGCUACUACCAAGGGGGAAAAGAGGGAGGAGCCUAGAAGAAAGGGGGGGGGAGCAGGGCAGGACUUGAGGAAGCAUCGGACAUACACAAACAACACACACGGGUCUCUCCUCGUGUAGUGAGGGCAGCGGCAGUGACCAGACAGAGGAGGGAGGAUGGCAGCCUGCCGGCCCCCUGUAUUUUCUUUAGUCUCAUUCCCUUACUCCCCACUGUCAUAACAGGUCCCAGUACUGCUGCUGCCACUGCUUAACUCUGUUCUUGCCCUCAGUCUCUCACACAGCUCUCUCCUUUCUCUUUUUCUUUUUUUAUGCCUCGUUCAUUAUUUUUGGUGUGUGUUUGUAUGUAUGUGUGUGCGCGUGCGCUCACAUGUUUCAGGGGCGGAGAAAUAAAUGUGUGGUUUCUUUUCCCUGUG